CGAAAAUAUCCGAGCAAAGAUCGUGCACGUUUCGAUCGUAAUGGCAGGACUGGAGCUUUUAUCCGAUGAGGGAUUUAGAUUAGAUGGUCGACGACCGUCUGAACUGAGAAAGAUUCAAUGUCGUCUUGGAGUUUUUGAUCAGGCAGAUGGAUCAGCAUACAUUGAGCAAGGAAAUACCAAGGCUUUGGCAACUGUUUACGGUCCACACGAGGUUGUUGGAGGAAAGGGUAAGCCCCAGCAUGACAAAGUGACCAUCAACUGCCAAUACAGCAUGGCCACAUUCAGCACAAAUGAGAGAAAGAAUCGGCCUCAAGGGGACAGGAAAUCAACCGAAAUGUCACUGCACCUGCAGAGAACGUUUGAAGCCACCAUACAAACACAGCUCUAUCCAAGAUCGCAGAUUGAUAUCUUUGUGCAGAUUCUGCAAGCAGAUGGAGGGAAUUACUGCGCUUGUGUCAAUGCCGCUACUCUUGCAAUCAUCAACGCAGGUAUCCCCAUGAAGGACUAUGUAUGUGCUUGCUCCUCUGGUUUUGUAAAUAAUACACCUCUGUCUGAUGUGAGUUACCUUGAAGAAUCUCAGGGAGGACCUGUAGUGACUGUAGCGUUGCUGCCCAAGUCCGAUCAGAUCGCUCUCUUUAAGAUGGACAAUCGUCUCCAUGUGGAUCACCUAGAGCAGGUGUUGGAGGUAGCCAGUAAGGGUUGUAAGGACAUGUAUGCAGUCAUGGACGCAGCAGUGAAGGAACAUGUCAGUCGGAUGGCAAAGAGUAUGGAAUGUAGCUGAUGAGGAACUACAGCCAGACUUUUUAAGCUAUCAAGAUGGAGAACAUUUCUUUGCCUUCUGAACUAAUAGAAAAUAAAUCCUCUUUGAGAUGCCCUUCAGCUUUCUCUAGAGUCUUGGCGGUAAACCUGUACUUGUAAAAGAGGAGGUUGUCAAUGCCCAUCUCAAUAUAAAAAACCAGCAUGAGUAGAACUUUGCCGAAUCCAAUUGAAUGGCCUGUUGAAUGUAUUACCAGUACUUAUCAAUUUAUUGGUGAGCUUGUACCAAAGACAAUUUUCAAAACUUGCUCAUUGUGGCCAAUAUCAGGACUCAGUCCAGCCUGAGUUGUCAUGAUAUAAGUUGAAUGAUCUCCAUCAAUUUUAAGAACAAAAUGAUUACUGAAAAAUCCAUAGUCUUCCAUGCUGUACCCCUCAUUAUGUUGUACUUACAGCAUAAAAUGUACUUUGGAAGUCAAUCAGGGGACUUGAAGAAGAGACAAAGAUUUUUAAAAUAUUUUUUACUGUUCUCAAAAAUUUAGCAUUCCAGGAUGGAAAUCUUGUGAUAUUAGGUCAUCAUGAUGUAUAAAAUCCACAGUAGCUGGCAUAAACUUUCUUUUUGAAUGUUUUCUUUUUUUUAAGACUAACAAAAUAGAGCAAGAUGGAUUCCAAAUAUACAUUACACACAGCUUUUGAAAUUUAUCAAUAUUGACUCCUGGGCUUAAAACCUUUGGAAACUCAUAUCUUAUCAAGGGGGUGUUUCACAAAGAUUUAAGAAUGACUUAGAGUUGCACUUAAAUGCUGAAACGUACAUGAUAUAUGUCUUAUUGAUCAUUACGCAGUAAUGCGCAUCCUCUUCACAUGAUCUGACCGAUGCGGUCAUGCCUUGCAACUAGACAUUAAUGUGUUACUCUUAGUCAUACUUAAUUCCUUGUGAAACACCCCCAGAUCAUUGUCUCUCUACAUCAUUAAAACAGCUCUUUAGUUUUGCAAGAACAAGAUAUUUCAAUGUUUCUUUAUAAUGAUGUAUGUGACCUUUGAUCGCAUGAACCCAAAUUCUGGUCCAAUCAUUUUCACUCCCAUGUGCAUCAAGCCCAGUUUGAAAUUUUAACACUAAAAUGGUUAUUUAUUCAUCACAAGAUAUUUCAAUUAAUGUAUAUAAUGUCUGGGACCUUCUUGUGAACUUCUUUUACUUGCUAAAUAAUCACCAAUGAACAUUUAACGGUGGAUAUCAUUACCCACAAGAAAGGAUCACAAGUCGCUCUCACAGUCACUUUUAACUUACAAACACCUUAUGAAAUGGCCCCCAUAUCAUUACUCCAAUAUCCCAAGUUUGAAGAUAAACCAUUUUAACCAUUCAAUAGUUAUCAUGAGAAUGAUGUAGAUGUAUAAUGGCCUCAGUGACAUUUGACCCUGACCCCUCUCAAAACAAUACUCAAGAUACUUUUCAUUCCUACCUAUGCAUACCUACCUCCUGAAUUAAGUUUGAAGUUAAUCAAUGAAACGGUUCUUUAGUUAUUGAGGAAAGGUUAAGAGGGUGAUCAAACAGACGGACAACCUGAAACCAUCUAUGGUCUGCUGAGGCAUAAAAACCUCAUUUUCAGUCUUGAAAAUGUGAGAAUGGAAUAAAAUGGAUUGUAAACAUGGAAAACAUGUACAUCAAGUGUUUUUUUUAAUUACUAUUUUAAUAGUGUAAUCAACUAAUAGUGUAAGUUUCUACAGGAGAGAGUAAAUGAACCUGCUUAGAAUUGAAACAAAGUCUGAAAGAAAAGAGAAACAUAAGCUGAGUGAGGAACAUCAUACAAUGGGAGAAUGGUCACUUGGUCGACUUCUACCUUGUGACUUGUCUAAUGCCUGUUGUGCAACAGAAAUAGCAAAUAUGCCUGUCUUUAAAUGAUACAAGAUUUCACAUUCAGUGAAAGACACUCUAUUCAAAUCAGCUU
This is a messenger RNA of Lytechinus variegatus (green sea urchin), 2696 nucleotides long. Its product is annotated as exosome complex component RRP41-like. Lineage: Eukaryota; Metazoa; Echinodermata; Echinoidea; Temnopleuroida; Toxopneustidae. Bases 41 to 781 code for a protein of 246 amino acids. Gene Ontology annotation, biological process: U4 snRNA 3'-end processing; rRNA catabolic process; nuclear mRNA surveillance. Gene Ontology annotation, cellular component: nuclear exosome (RNase complex); cytoplasmic exosome (RNase complex); nucleolus. The record is from RefSeq and is a predicted model, not a curated record. The transcript is spliced from 3 exons.